Messenger RNA from Nematocida major, 2700 nucleotides. RefSeq lists its product as uncharacterized. The transcript has a single exon. NCBI's taxonomy places the organism in Eukaryota, Fungi, Microsporidia. The record is from RefSeq and is a predicted model, not a curated record. Bases 1 to 2700 code for a protein of 899 amino acids.
AUGAAUCUGUACUUUGGUCUGGCAUGUGUGCUUUUUUCGGCGGUGCAUGUGGCAAAGUGCAUAAAGCCAUCGCAUGGGGGUGCGGUUGCGUGUGUGGAGGCUGUGGUCGGCCGUUCGGGUGGAGAAGACGUGUGUGUGAACCCCAAAUGGGCUGGGCAUCCCGCGUGCAUACCUUGGCUGUGCUGGCUGGGCUAUGUGCGCAAUAUGCGGGGAUACUCUUCUGGGAUGGCCACGCAUUUCAGCACAGAUACGGGCUCCAGCCACGGGUAUGCAACCUAUGCGCACAGAGAGGGGCUGCACCUUCCAGGCGACAUUGAGGGCGCUGCCGCAUUUGGAAAGAACGGGGGAUACAGUUUGCUGUUCCACAGGACGCUGCUGCAGAUGUUCGGGCUGCGGAGAGACGGCGGGCUGGCGUACGACUGUCUGACGGUUGAGACAGGACGACCAUGCUCUUUCACGCUGUUUCUUCGGGAGGGAUGCAGAACGCAAAAAGAGGCGCACUACGUGCUGGCUGCGCUGGUUUUGCUGAGCGAGGGCGUGGACGUGCCGAUUAAAGUGGCUGGGAACCGAGUCAUAGUAAAAAAAAGCCAGGAAAGCGCAGACGUGCUGGUGGAUGCAAGCAUGGAGGCUUUUUAUGGCAGCGAAGGACAGCCAUCCGAGACGUGGCAGGUGGUGAGCUUCUUCAAGCGGUACAGAGGCACACACAUGCUACCAAGCACAUACGAAGAGUUUAAAACGGGAGACUUUCUGGAGAGCCCGCAGCUUCUGAUCCUCACGUACAUAGGCGAGUAUGCUACCAGCUUUGAGGAGCUUACGGCAGUCAUGCGGUGCAUAUUUAACCUUCUGGAGGGCAUGGGCCUAGCGGAGAGCUUGGAAGGCCCGGACAGCGUGGCGAGCCGGCUGUUUGUGCCUGCGUGGCGGCUGCCUGAGGCCCAGGCGUAUCUGGACGCGUUUUUGGGCGCGCAGGCGGAGAUAGCGAAUCUGCGGCGCCUGAGCGAGUUUAUGCGCUUUCAAAGGGAAAUAAAAGCGAAGGGGCAUGCUUCCGCCUCUAAGAGCUUCAGCGAGUGCUGCUAUUUGUGCAGCAAUCUGAGCAUGUGUGAAAAAGCCCACUUCGAGUGCAAUGGCAAGUGCAGCAGCUUUCUUGGAGUGUGUGCGCUUUUGCUGUGUCUUGCAUACGACCCAGAAAAAAGGGGGUACAGCCUAGACGGCCUUCUGAGAGGCGCGGAGGACACUAAGGAGGCGGCAAAAACAAGGGCUUUUCUCCAGAAUCUGGGGAAUCACUUAGAAGAGUGCUCUUCCUUUGGCCCGUUCGACCCAUAUAAGUGCAAUUACACGGGCUUGUGGCGCAUAGCCGUCACACAGCUUAAAGACAUUCUUGUGUAUAUAAAGCCGGGCUUUCUGAAGUUUAUGUGGGCGCUUGCGCAGAUGACCGGCCAGCCGCAGGCGGUGGUGAAAAGCCUGCGACCGUGCAAGAUGGCCAUGUGCGGCCUUAAAAAGACCAGCCUGGACAGAAAGAAAAUAAAAAACAUUUGCGCGCUGCUGCGCUCUCUGGCUGUGAAUAAGCAGGUGCAGGUGGGCAUCCAGGAGAAUUCGAGCCGAAAAGGCUACUUGCUUGUGAUAAGCCAUCCACACGAAGAAAAAAGGCGGAGACAGACCCUGAUGCUCUCUUUCCGAAGAAAGGUUUCUCUGGAGAAGCUCGAGCUGCCGACCGUGUUCCAUUUGGCGUGCACAAAGAAAAACAUGAAGAACGCGGCUGCCCAGUACAAAAAAAGCACGGCCUUUUCGGGCUUUGUGUUUGCGGAGUGCAUGGCCCGGGCCGCUCUGGAGUGCCAGGAGGAGGACUUUUUUGGCGAAACCAUCCGGGGCCUACGAAAGGAAGUCCGCAGAGCAGUAGAGUUCAGCCCGGACAGGCCCAACUGUGUGCUUCUGGCGCUGCCUGCUACACACCAGGCCUUUAAAAAAGAGCUGUUCUCUGCGCUUCUGCUGUAUGCGCACGCAAGCCAUGUUGCGCUUAGCCCGCACCAUCCAAUAGCGCGCCUGACUGCGAACCUGGUAGGGCGCAGCAAGGGCGCGCCGAAUGGCAUGGAGCCUGUGCCUUCGUUUGGCGACAUGCUAAAGACCAUGCACCCGAUUGCGCAGAUGUUUGCAGGGCGCGCCGAGCAUUCUUUAGAGCUCUAUAGCCUUUCCGAUUAUGUGCGCAUGCACCCGCCCGAAAAGAGGAAGGCCGCGAUAGGGGAGGCUUACAUGCAGUACUUCCAGAUGUAUGCAGAAAACAAGGGAAAGCCGCUGUUCGAGUGUGAGCGGCUGCACAAGUGCCUGAAAAUAAGGCCCUGGAGCGAAUUCCUGUUCGGAGACAGCCCGCUAGAGUCCCUGCAGGAGAUCAGCAGGCUUGUCCUGGCAGAGCACACAGGAAAAGAUCUGGAAAGGGCGCAGGCGCUGGUGAGAAGGCUGCAGCUUGCGUGGCUCAUCAUUUUGCUCGACAUGGGCCUGGAAAAGCACCGCGAGGACAUUCUCCAGGUGUACCAGAUUGUUGACCUGUGCUGCUCCGAAGCAGAGCUUAAAGAGAUUCGCUGUUUUUUGUCGGGGGAGGACAUAAACAGCGUGGUAGAGCGCUUGCACAGCAUAAAGGCUGCUCUCAUGGGGGCAGGCGGGAUUAAAAAGCUUUCAAUGCUGUGGAAAACGCUGCGCGCUGCAAGGUGA